Leptomonas pyrrhocoris is the source of this 1545-nucleotide messenger RNA. RefSeq lists its product as hypothetical. NCBI's taxonomy places the organism in Eukaryota, Euglenozoa, Kinetoplastea, Trypanosomatida, Trypanosomatidae. Bases 484 to 1545 code for a protein of 353 amino acids. The record is from RefSeq and is a predicted model, not a curated record. The transcript has a single exon.
GUCCUUUUUUCAUUUCUCAUUUAGAAAUACACAAACACAUACAUACACACACCCACACAUCAGUAAUUCAUCAGUCGAGUCGCGAACAAACUGCUUCGCGAGUUUCUUCAUUAGCUAGUACAGCUAAGGUGAGCCGUUAUGGGCCGCGCUUCGUCGACUGUCUUCCGCUCUUCUGUCCAAUCCCCUCUUUUUCCUCCCUUUGUUGUUUUUCUGUGUUUCUCUCGUCACAUUUUUCGGCGGCUGCGUUGGGUCUUCUAAGGUUUAUUUGUUGCUUUCCCCCUUUUGCGGAGAGCCGCGUCUGCGCUUUCAGCACGACACACACACAGUUUUCCAAACGCUGUUUUUGUUUUUGCUCUCUUCGUCGUGGGGGGGGGGGGGUAUUUCAUUUGACGGACACCCACUCCGCGUCUUUUCUUCUCUUCCUUUUUUUUUUCGUACUUUGCCCCGCUGCACCGAAAUUGCGGUGUCGAUUUAUUUGUUAGGAUGUUUCUUCGUAGUGUGUGGCGAUUCUGUGCGAAGGGCGGCGUGGCUGCCGGCGGAGCAGCAGCGACAGCAGCCGGUGCGUCUUCUUCCACCGCAGCUGCGGAGGACAGCACCCGCGGCUCCGCCUCACCCGUCGCCGUGUCGGCCUCCACGUCGUGGAUGGCGGCCGCUGCGUGGGCGAGCCUCGGCAACGAGUUCAAGGGCGUCGCCGAGGAGAAGUUCCUGAAGCUGGUUCCGGACCACUUUCUCACUCCGCGAGCCACGACGGACAUCCAGCCUGUCGAGGCCCUGCUGUCGAAGUUGGUGGAGGAGAACGCGGAACGCUACAAAGGCAUAGACGUGCGCGACCCGUCUUCGAUGGCCGUCUACGAGGGUGAGCGUCCGCGUUGGAUGACGAUGGGCGGGCAGGUGCGCGCUGUGUCAGAGUUUAUCUCCGGCCACCUGUGCCACCACAUCUCCCUCCCCGAGUGGAAGGACUUGUUCGACUUGGAGUACGCGGAGAUGGACCUGACGUAUUGGCUAUACGUACUCCACGUGCACCUGGUGAGCCGCCGGGCAACGAGCAUCCCAAUUGAGAAGUUCAACCGCCGUCGCGAGGUGCUGGAGGAGCUGCUGGUGACCAUGUUUGAUAGCUGGACCGCCACCUCGGAGGACAUCAUGGGCCGCCCGCCGCUGAACAAGAUCAAGUACUACAUUCGAGACAUGUACUACGUGACGGCGGUGAACUUCGAGGAGGCGCUGCUGCACGACGGCCCCGGUGCGGAUAUGAUGCUGAUGGGCUUCCUCAUGAAGUUUUGCCCCCUGCCGCGGCCGGAGGACGUUCCUGUGUACACGUACUACACGUUGGUGCACUACGUGCGCUUUCACACCGCCCUCUUCGACCGCAUUCCAGAUGAAGAGUUUGCGAAGGGCAACUUUAACUUCUUGAGUCCGACGGACCCGCUGAUCUUUGACAAGUAUAGCGAUGUGGCGUACGAUGAGGUCAUCCGGGGCUGGACGGUGGAGGAGAGCGAGCGCGAAGAGGCCGACGCAACGCAAGACAAAGCAGCAGCGUCAUCCUAA